Messenger RNA from Dendronephthya gigantea, 1604 nucleotides. Its product is annotated as UBX domain-containing protein 11-like. The transcript has 16 exons. Bases 114 to 1586 code for a protein of 490 amino acids. Gene Ontology annotation, biological process: proteasome-mediated ubiquitin-dependent protein catabolic process. Lineage: Eukaryota; Metazoa; Cnidaria; Anthozoa; Malacalcyonacea; Nephtheidae. Gene Ontology annotation, molecular function: ubiquitin binding. The record is from RefSeq and is a predicted model, not a curated record.
UCAAAAUGGAGGUUCACUGUUGCUAGAUAACUGUAAACAUUAGUUUUUAAACGCGUAAUUCUACCAAAGAUGUAAGAUUUUUCGGGAAAGAAAACUUUCCUUUUCUAUUUGUCAUGAGUUCGCCGUUUGAAAGUUUAAAAAAGACCAAGAAAGUGCCUUUAAACGGAGCUAGAAAUCUAGCAAGCCAUGAAAGGUCUGGCAAUGUCCCUUACCGAAAAACUGGCAACGAUCCAGCUGAUAUACUUAAUCAUAAGCUUCAAGAACUUAGGCCUGAGAAAAAUGGUAAUGGCAGAAAAAAUAUGAAACAUUCCCAAGCACCAUCAGAUAUGGAGUUAUUGAGUAGCAUGGCAACUAGGUUGUCACAGAGUGAACAGCAGCUUCGAGUUUCUACAAGAGAAGUUAUUGAGAAGGAUAAAAAAAUCAAAAUUUUAGAAGAGAAAGUAAAAUUGCUAGAAAAGGCUCGAGGGUAUGGUGCUGAAAAUGUUAAAGAUCUUGAAAGCAAAUGCAGAACUCUUCAGCAACAGGUUCAUGAUAUGGAAGAGUUUCUGGCUGACUAUGGCAUGAUAUGGGUUGGCUCAGAAACCAGCAUAGAUCAAAAUGCUGAAAACAAUGAUUGGGCGAAGGAGUUAAAAAGUCCAGAGGCACUUGCCACAAGUUCACACCCAUUCUGGAAUCCAGGUGCCUCACUUCCAUCUGAGACAUUUGAAAUUAAUUUUAACCUUGUUGUUAAGAAUAUUGAGGAGUUGAAUUCGCUCAGUGGAGCAGAUAGGACUGUCAUUGCUCGGACAAAAGGAGGUGCAACACUCAAGGCACCUGAUGCAGUACCAUUAACAUUAUAUGCUAAUGGUAUAUUAAUGUUUUCUGGACCGUUCAGACCUUACACUGAUGGCACAACACAGCGCUGUAUACAAGACCUCAUGGAUGGCUACUUUCCAUCUGAACUGCAGGAAAGGUAUCCAGAUGGUAUUGCCAUAAAGCUAAAAGAUAGAAGGGAAGAGGUUUUUAAAGACAAAAGAACUGAACUGCUGUUUCCUGGUUCUGGUCAGUCUUUAGAGAAUAGUGGAGAUAUUGUAGGUCACAAGGACAGCAAUGUGAAAAUACAUUCACUGGAAAGCAUAAAUGAGAGAGAAACAAAUGUUCCGGUGGAGAAGUUUCUUGACCGUCUUCCUCCAUCUGUUAUAAGAAAUGGCAAAAUAAUUGACAUUCGUUCAGGAAUUGAAAAUACUCUCAAGGGAUCCUCUGAUGGUUCCAAAGAGGGUCUUGUCAGUGUUAUUGACACACCAGUUAUCCAGGAAAUCAAAUCUAGGACACAGAGUGGUGGACAGCGACCACAGUCUGUGAGUUAUGAUGUCACAACAUUGCGAAUAAAAUCUGAAAAGGGUGAUCAGACUUAUAUUUUGAAAUUAAAGUUCACUGACACUGUUGCCAGUAUCAGAAAGUAUAUCAAUAAAGUGAGACCUGAGCUGCAAGAUGAAUACCGCAUCAAGACAUCAUUCCCAAAUAUGGUAUAUGAUGAUGUCACACAGACACUAGAAGAAGCAGGCCUGGUACCCAAUGCAACUUUACAUCUUCUCGUUAGAACAUGAUGUUCCUCUUCCUGAAGU